AAUCCACCAUACUCUAACAACACUAUACCGAAACACACCGACCCGGCUUUAUUGAUAAUGCCUCCAACUCUCCUCCCGGAUGGGUCAUCUGCAUCAAAAAUGGUCAAUCAGCUCUCCUCCUGCCUUCGGGAAAUUCUCUCCUCCGUCAAUAAAACUCACCUUGAGCCCCCGUUGGUCGAACUCGAUUUCGACCCCGAACUGCUAGCCCGCAUAAGAUCGCUACGGUCUUCUCCGGAUGAAUUAUGCAGGAAUUCUCUGGAUACCGCGUUUAAAGGGGCGCUGUAUGACCUUGUAGUAAGUUCCCCAGUUUUCGCUUUCGGUGCUCUACUCACACACACGCUACAAUAGACCAAUAACGAUGCUAUCAAUACCGCAACCCUUCCCAUCUUCUGCAACUUCUUAGAUCUUUCGUUGGUUUUGACCGAGCUAGGCAUGUUCACUCUUAUCCUUCUCUGGACCGCGCCUCUAACCCCACCACAGACAUCUCAGGCGCAAAUUUGCCACUUGACCUAAUUGAAGAGCUCUUUGACUCACAAACUAUACCGUCAUGCGAGUGCCUCUUCCGAUAUUUGGAGUCGCGUAUCGAUAGAGUCACCGCAGGAGUUGAAGGUGGAAAAGGGAAAGCCCUCGUAUUGCUACGCCUGUGCAACGAGCUUCUCAAGAGAUUAUCAAAAACAGAGGACACAAUCUUUUGUGGCCGCAUCUUGAUCUUCCUUAGCAAGAGCUUCCCGAUUGGCGAACGCUCCGGAGUUAACUUGAGAGGUGAUUUUAAUGUGGAUAAUGUCACGGUUUAUGACGAUAUUCUUCAGGAACCGCCGACUGCGGUAGAUGAAAUGGAACUCGAUAUCAAGAAGGAUCAAAUGGAAACCGAUCAAAAGAAAGAGGAGAGCGCGACUGGUGUAGGUGAAGCAGAUAUCGGCAGUGCCCGAAGCCCCAAGAGGCUCAAAGCGGAUGCUGGGCAAGAUACGUCCCAAAGGGAACCUACAGUCCUCGAUGCCAACGCUCUGUACCCUAUAUUUUGGUCGCUUCAGCACGAUUUCGCCGACCCUCAGCGACUAUUUGUUAAAGGUAAUCUUGAAAAAUUCAAGGUGGGCCUUGGUGCCACAAUGGCAAAAUUCAGGAAGGCCGAGGAUGAUUCAAUUAAGACCACCGGAAAGGUUGAUGUGGCGAAUGGGCCUAAAAAGGCGGAUGAGAAGAAGGCCGGAGUCCCUCCUGGUGAGAAGAGGAAGCAAAUCGAUGGUGAUGACAACGAUAUUAAAGGUGAAGGGUUUAAUCCGAAAUAUUUGACAAGUCGCGAGUUAUUCGAACUAGAGGUUUACACCCUCCCUUUGCAGGCCGCGGACCGGAUGCUAAUGCGGUACUCACACGGGUGAUAGAUCAGCGACUUGACCUUCAGGCGACAUGUGCUUGUACAGGCCUUGAUUCUGAUCGAUUUUUUGUUAAGCUUGACGCCACAGGCGAAGGAAAAGUGGAAAGACCUCAAAACACCAAAUAGAUCCGUUCAAUAUGCGUUCACUUUGGGCCUAGAAGAUGUAAGCUUUCCCUAUUCUUUGAAUUGUUCCCAAAAGACGAAAGAAGAAGAAAAAGGGUAGUUUGGCCGUUCUCUCUCUCAUUAUACAGAGACUAUUAAAUUAUCUCCGACAAAGCCGGCGGUACUCACAUGCGCCCGCUAUGGUUUGCAUAGUGCCAGAACAGCCUUAUGCCACAAGUUGACUGCAGUGGCAUUGGGCUACCCAACACACAAAGGCGGCUAUACGAUCACACGGACCUAUCUUCAGUGGAUACGUGUGCUGCUGUUUAUGGGAUUUAAAUGCGUAAAUUACGAACUAUACACUAAUGCGAUCCAUGUAGGAGAAAUGGGCGGCCACAACAAAGGAACAAAUACUCAGGAGUCUCGAACCUGAUGUGCAAGGGAGACUGUUUACACGAACUAUUAAAACAGUUCUGAUUAGGGAACAAAACUGGGUUCGGUGGAAAGCAGAGAGUUGUCACCCAUUUGAUAUGCCUCCGUUGGGCGACGCAGACAUUGAAGAUGCCAAGCAAAAAGCAGCAAAGGCCUGUGAGAUUCCUGAAUCCUACAAAUAUACCAUGGGGACACCGGCCUUGAAUUCGCUGUGGCGGGCCACGGGUGACCUAACAGGGCUUGAGGGUCUUACAGAUCCGAAGAGGUAAGUACAUGCAAAACGAAUCCCUGCUGACACCCAUCCACAUGACUACAGGGACUGGCAGACUGACCGGCUCUAUCCAGGAACCACCUCCCAUCUCCCGAGUCAUUUAGACAGCCCGUGAAGGAUGCGGAGCUAGAAUUGUUGGAUGCGAUGUUUCCAGAUGACAUUGAACUGGCGCAAACCAAGAAGUUCACCAGCACCUGGAAAGCCCUUCGCCUCGCAUCCCGUGACCGCUUCCAUCUUUUCAAUAAGUUCGACGACAAGUUUGACGAAAAGAGGAACGAUCUGGAGAUGCUCUUCGAGGUGGAAGAAAAGGCGAAGGAGGAGGCUAGAGCCAGGAUGAACCAACAGGCGCCUGCCACCACUGCUAUAACAAAACCCCAGGAAAGAGCUCUUGAGGCCAACGACAACAAUUUGCUCGUGACUGCCGAUAUCGAUUCUACCCCCUCCUCCUCUGCUCCCGCGCAAACCCCAACUCCAGCGCCAACACCGAUACCAACCGUACCCAUCACUAAUACCUAACACUAGGCCUGCCCACCCUCAAACAUCGCUUCAAAGAGCUGGAAUCGGGAAAAUUCAUGUCAUACACUCGUAACGAAACGGGAAAGGAAAGAAAACACAAGGCAGCGAGCUUAAAUUCCCAUCUAUCUAUCUAUCUGUCUGUCUGUCUGUCUAUACUAUAAUAGCCCAAUAAUCGGCAAUGAACCUCCCCUGGUAUGAUAUCAUACCGUGAAUUAUUAUUUUUCCUCUUCUCUUCCCUACCCUACCCUGCCUCUUCCACCCAAAUCCAACCGAAAACAACGAUACAAGUGUGGGAAUAACAGUGAUCACAACCCCUCCAACAGGCAACCCGCCUUAAGAAUGUCGUACAUAGGUAUCAUAAGGAAGCAGGAAAGUGGAACAGAAGAAAGAGGGAGAAGGAGGGAGAAAAAAAAAAACAUUUCAGGAAUGAUGACAACGACGGAUAUUUGAUGUCGGGGGGGGGGGGGUCCUUUGCGCUUUU
Tuber aestivum (summer truffle) is the source of this 3171-nucleotide messenger RNA. Lineage: Eukaryota; Fungi; Ascomycota; Pezizomycetes; Pezizales; Tuberaceae. The record is from the annotation of a GenBank genome assembly.